Budorcas taxicolor (takin) is the source of this 1254-nucleotide messenger RNA. It is a transcript of the gene ZNF550, whose product is annotated as zinc finger protein 550. Gene Ontology annotation, biological process: negative regulation of transcription by RNA polymerase II; regulation of immune system process; regulation of cytokine production. The transcript has 3 exons. The record is from RefSeq and is a predicted model, not a curated record. The coding region runs from base 1 to 1254 and encodes 417 amino acids. Lineage: Eukaryota; Metazoa; Chordata; Mammalia; Artiodactyla; Bovidae.
AUGUUGCCGUGUUUGACUCUCCAGGUGGUGGUGACCCUCAAGGAUGUGGCCGUGACCUUUACCCGGGAGGAGUGGGGACAACUUGACCUGGACCAGAGGACCCUGUUCCGGGAGGUGAUGCUGGAGACCUGCGGGCUCCUGGUCUCCCUAGGGCAUCCAAUUCCCAAACCAGAGUUGAUCCACCUGCUGGAGCAUGGGCAGAAGCUGUGGACAGGAACCAGAGGCCUCCCGCAUAGCACCGGCCCAGGUGACAGACCAAAAUGUCAGACCAGAGAGUCAAGCAAUUCUCAACCAGUUUUAUCUGAGGAAGCCUUGCUCCAGGGAAGCCUGACUCUGGGAUCUUCCUGGGACUCCAGGUUGGGGCGAGCCGGGGCUGCACAAGGGCUCUUGGAAAUGUGGAGAGUUCCAGAGAAGCCAGAGGUGGACGCUGGCAAGCAGGCCCAUCCGGGGAAGAUGACCCUUGAGGAUGACGGUUUAGGGGCAGGUGAUGGUCUGCACUCAGGAGCGUUCCAGAAGAGAGUCUCUCAGGAGGAUGUUCUCCACGAACGUGACCCACAGCCACCUGGAAGAGGCUCCCCCAUUCAUCGCCUCUACAAGUGCAAGCAGUGCGGGAAGGCUUUCAACAGGAAAUGGUACCUCGUGCGCCACCAGCGGAUUCACACGGGCAUGAAGCCCUACGAGUGCAACGCGUGUGGGAAAGCCUUCAGCCAGAGCUCCACGCUUAUCCGCCACUACCUCAUCCACACCGGGGAGAAGCCGUACAAGUGCGCUGAGUGCGGCAAGGCCUUCAAGCGCAGGUCCUACCUCCUGCAGCACCAGCCGGUGCACACCGGGGAGAAGCCCUACGAGUGCAGCCAGUGUCGCAAGGCCUUCACCCACCGCUCCACCUUCAUCCGCCACCAUCGGACCCACUCGGGCGAAAAACCCUUCGAAUGCAAAGAGUGUGAGAAGUCGUUCAGCAACCGAGCGCACCUCAUCCAGCACUACGUCAUCCACACCGGGGAGAAGCCCUACGAGUGCGCGGAGUGUGCCAAGGCCUUCCGCUGCAGCUCGGAGCUGCUGCAGCACCAGCGGGUCCACACCGGCGAGAAGCCGUACACCUGCACCCAGUGCGGGAAGGCCUUCCACCGGAGCACCUACCUCCUGCAGCACUCGGUCAUCCACACCGCGGAGACGCCAUUCAAGUGCUCCCAGUGCGGCAAGGCCUUCAAGCGCAGGUCACACCUCCUGCAGCACCAGCGGGUUCACACUUGA